AUGGCAGCUGUUUUCAUUGAUAGAUCAUUCUUUCUUUCUUUCUUUCUUUCUUUCUUUCUUUCUUUCUUUCUAGUCUUCUGUUCAUUUCUUUCUUUUCUUUCUUUCUUUCUUUCUUUCUUUCUAGUCUUCUCUUCCUUCCUUCCUUUCUUUUUCUUUAUUUCUUUCGUUCUUUCUUUCUUUUCUUUUCUUUCUUUCUUUUCUUUCUUUCUUUCUCUAUCUUCUGUUCCUUCCUUCCUUUUCUUUUCUUUUUUUUAUUUCUUUUCGUUCUUUCUUUCUUUCUUUCUUUUCUUUCUUUUCUUUUUUUCUUUUCUUUUCUUUCUUUCUUUCUUACAUUUUUACCAUUUCAUCACUCAUUUCUUUCUUUCAUUCGAUUCUUUCAUUCUUCUGACAUUUUCCAAUUUCAGCUUGUACAUUUUCCUCAUUAAGAGAUAUAUACAUUUCCAGCUUUCUUUCUUUCGUUCUUUCUUUCUUUCUUUCUUGUCUACUGUUCCUUCCUUCCUUUCUUUUUUUCUUUCUUUCUUUCUUUCAACUUAUACCAUUUCUUCAUUGAACGAUUUCAUUCUUUCUCUCUUUCUUUCUAGUUUUUCAUUUUCGCCUAAUGCUUUCUUUCUCGUGACAAUUUUCCCCUUUUUAGAUUGUACUAUUGACAGAUUCCUUUCUUUCUUUCUUUCUUUUUUUUCUCCUGUUUCUUUCUUUUUUUAUAUUUUCUUUUUACAUCUUUCUUUCUUUCUUUUUCUUCUUUCUUUCUUUCUUUCUUUCUUUUUCUUUCUUCUAGUUUUUUCUUCUUUCUUUUCUUUCUUUCUUUCUUUCUUUCUGUCUUUCUUUCUUUCUAUAUUUUCUUUCUUUCUUUCUUUCUUUCUUUCUUUCUUUCUUUCUUUCUUUCUUUUCUUUUCUUUCUUCUUUCUUGUCUUUCUUUCUUUUCUUUUUUCUUUUCUUUUUUUUCUUUUCUUUCUAGUCUUUUCCUGUUUUCCUUCUUUUCUUUCUUUCUUUUAUUUCUUUUUCUUUCUUUUCUUUCUUUCUAGCUUCCGAGAAGUUCCUAUUUCUUUUUUUCUAGCUCUUAUUCUGUCCUAUGACACUUCACAUUUAAACUUGCUCAUUGUCAAAUUUCCUUCGUUCUUUAUUUUUCUUUCUUUCAUUAUUUCUUUCUUGCUUGCUUUCUUCCUCUCCAGCCAUCUGUUUCUCUUUUUUUUAAUUACUACUCUUAAUAUUUCAUCAUCGACAACAUUCUUUCUUUCUUUCUUUCUUUCUUUCUUUUCUUUUUUCUUUCUUUUUUUUUUUUCUAGCUUUCCUUUCUUUCUUUUUGUCAUUGUUUAG
Messenger RNA from Acanthosepion pharaonis, 1314 nucleotides. The record is from the annotation of a GenBank genome assembly. Lineage: Eukaryota; Metazoa; Mollusca; Cephalopoda; Sepiida; Sepiidae.